GUAGUUUAUAGGUCAAUACGCAAACAAUAAGAAUAUAUAAUAUUCAAAAAGACUUUCCAUAUUAUACACUUUUAAGGAAACAUUCUGAAACGUGAAAUUUUAGGUUGAAAUCUUUGGGAAGGACGGGGACUGGGCUGCUCAGGUGUGUCCUACCUGCUCCUUCAGAUCUUGUGAAAUAAUCCGGGAGAGAAAAGUAGAUUUACCUGUAGCCCGGGUUCUGGCAUCUCUCUCACUCGCUCUCUGUCUUCUGUUACCUGCACCGACUUGAAAGUCCAGUUUCACAAGGAAGAACCGCGAAGGAAGAGAAAUAUGUCACAGGAGACAGACAGUAAGAGGCUGGUGGUAGUGGUGCCCAAUGAGCCAUCCUUCCACCCACGUCGGGCCUACACCAGCGAGGAUGAGGCAUGGAGGUCUUACCUGGAAAACCCUCUCACUGCAGCCACAAAGGCCAUGAUGAGCAUCAAUGGAGAUGAAGACAGUGCUGCCGCUCUAGGGCUCCUCUAUGAGUACUACAAGGUACCCAAAGACAAGAGAGUAUUACCCCUCAGCAAAAGUGUUGAAAUUUCAGAAGAACAGGAAAAGAGACACACGAUAGUAGGAAACAGCAGUCAGACGGAGCCAGAGACGGUUGAUAACCACGUGCAGGUCCUGAAAUCAGUGCCAGUUAAUCUGACAGUCAACAAUGAUCACCAGGAAACUAAACGGGAGCAGUACAGUGUGGGGUUGGGGGAGAGUGGGGCCGUUGCAGUGGUGAAAGCUGAGGUGUACUCCACCAGCUUCAUGGGUUCUGGGGUUCACUACAGGACCGAGGAUGAGGAACAAACGCGGGUCAUUUAUGAACAGGCCCACUCGUUCGACACCUCGGCAGUUUGUCAUAGUGGAUAUGGGAAGGAUGACCAUCGCAGUAGUCCAGAUAGCACAUAUGAAGAAGAAAGCAAUGAGAAGUACCACUCUUCAUCUCUUGGAGCUGAUGACAUUAUAUUUAACCAGUCAGAUGUAGACACCUUCCAGUACACACUAGAGGCCACCAGGUCUUUGCGGCAGAAACAGGGUGAGGGGCCUAUGACCUACCUAAACAAGGGCCAGUUCUACGCCAUUACACUGAAUGAGACAAGUGCCAAUAAACGCCUCCGGCAUCCCAUCAGCAAAGUGAGGAGUGUCAUCAUGGUUGUGUUCAGUGAAGAUAAAAACCGUGACGAGCAGCUCAAGUACUGGAAGUAUUGGCACUCUCGCCAGCACACGGCCAAGCAGAGGGUUCUGGACAUUGCUGACUACAAAGAAAGCUUCAACACAAUUGGGAAUAUUGAAGAAAUUGCCUACAAUGCUGUGUCCUUUACCUGGGACAUGAACGAGGAGGCCAAGAUCUUUAUCACGGUGAACUGUCUGAGCACAGAUUUCUCUUCUCAGAAGGGAGUGAAGGGUCUUCCACUCAUGAUUCAGAUCGACACCUACAGCUACAACAACCGCAGUAACAAACCCCUGCACAGAGCCUAUUGCCAGAUCAAGGUCUUCUGCGAUAAGGGAGCAGAGAGGAAGAUCAGAGAUGAGGAGAGGAAACAAAACCGCAAAAAGACAAAAGGAAAAGAAGGAGGUGUUGGGGCAGUUUCUGUCCCGAAAAAGUGUGAUGCUACCUUUAAAACAAUGACUGAUUUGGAUGCCCAACCGGUUCUGUUUAUACCAGAUGUGCACUUUGGGAACUUACAGAGGGCAGGCCAGGUAUUUGCAUUUAAUACAGAGGAAAUUGAGCGAGAGGGAAGUGUGCUGGUGAAGAGGAUGUUCCGCUCAUCUGAGGAAGACUUCUGCCCACCCCCUCACAAACAGAUGAGAGAGGACACACAGAAGAGAGGUCAAUUUCUCCUGUAUGUGAGGAAGGAGUCAGAUGAGGUGUUUGAUGCUCUGAUGCUGCGAAUGCCUACUCUCAGAGGACUGAUGGAUGCAAUUUCUGAGAAAUAUGGUGUGCCCAUCGAAAGGAUGGCCAAGAUUUACAAGAAGAGCAAGAAAGGGAUCCUGGUAAACAUGGAUGAUAAUAUCAUCGAGCACUACUCUAAUGAGGACACAUUUAUCCUGAGUAUCGAGAACUUCGCAGAUGCAUACAAAAUAACACUAACGGAAAUAUAAACAUUAUCGCAUGCAUUUCUAACAUUCAGUAUGCUGAAGCUAAAAGACUUGUUACUUGGACUCCAAGCAACAGUCUGGUCCAUCAUCGGCUGUUCACAAAUCGAAUUCAAAUGGCCAAAAGUUGACAUACCUCAUUUUUAAAACCUCAUGCAUGAUUGUUAAAUGGUCAAUAAGUUUCAGUUCGCCCAAAAAGUUUCCAAUGAGCAAUACAGUCCAGAAGUUAGAAGUUAUUUUUCAGUAUUGUGCUGUUGAUGGAAAUUAAUGCUAGUAGUUACAGAAUUUUGACUCAUUUUUACUUUUAAGGAUAAAAGUACAGCUAAUUCACAUUUCACUUAAUUUCUGAACUGUACCAUCCAAAGGAUUUCACCGGAGUGGAAGAAAAAGAACAUAAAAAUAUCAUUGCAAUAAUGUGUGUUAUAGAUAUGGUGUUUUCCAUUGGAAUUAAAAUGCUGAAAUACAUUUGCAUGCAGCACAAAUAUGAAUUUGAGGCAUUGUUACCUCCAGAGCUUGAUCUGUGAAAAGUGUCCAAUACUGUAAAUGUGUUUUUUUUUAUUUGUUUAUUAUUAUUAUCAUUAAUAUUAAUGUUAUUUUUAACUUGGUAGAUAUCCUUUAGGUUUUAACUGUCUGAAAAUUCAUAUACUCUGAUGUACAAAGAAAGCUAUUUUUAUGAGACUUUAUGAUGUGUGCCAUUUCAAGUUUUUAUGUUUAAAAGUGCAAAGGAGGAAAUGUGUAUGAAUAUUGUUGAACUGUAGAGUACCUCGAUAUCAGAAAAUACAUAAAAUUACACCGCCACAAUACAGUCGGUGUAGCUCAGAUCCAUUUCAGCCAUGUUGUGUGUAUUGCACUCAUAUUCUUAAUGUGAAAUAUUUUUUUUAAAGAUCCAUUGGUUUCAAAUGUAAGUGCAGUUUGUGAUUUCACAAAUUUCACAUCACCAGCCAAGGUCAUUCACUUUUGCAACAAGGGGUGAGUGCCUCUCACACUCACAGUAAUUUUACUAAUAACUAUGCAGUCUUACAACCCAGUUCAUUUCUAGUUUAUAUGUAUAGUAUAACAGGUGAUAGGGUAACACUUUACAAUAAGGUUCCACUCAAGUCAAAUCAAUUUUUACAGCAUUUAUUAAUCUUUGUUAAUAUUAGUUAAUAAAAAUGCAAUUGUUCAUUGUUAGUUCAUGCAUCAACUAUAAUGUUAACAUAUAGUAAUACAUUUUUAAAAGUUGUAUAUAUUGAAAUUAACAUUAACCAAGAUUAAUAAAUGCUAUAAAAGUGUUGUUCAUUGUUAGUUCAUGUUAACUAAUGUAUCCAUUAACAAAUGGAACUUUAUUGUAAAGUGUUAACAGUGGUUGUUAAUGUUGUCAAGCAAAGUUACUCUUUGUGUUGUAAUAUUUGUCUUCCAUGAGAAAAUACAUAAAGGGCACUUCGGAAAACAAAAUGUAAUUUGUAUGUAAUUAAAGUUUGCAUUUUU
This is a messenger RNA of Myxocyprinus asiaticus (Chinese sucker), 3579 nucleotides long. RefSeq names its product grainyhead-like protein 2 homolog. Lineage: Eukaryota; Metazoa; Chordata; Actinopteri; Cypriniformes; Catostomidae. The record is from RefSeq and is a predicted model, not a curated record. Gene Ontology annotation, cellular component: nucleus. Gene Ontology annotation, biological process: brain development; regulation of transcription by RNA polymerase II; neural tube development. Gene Ontology annotation, molecular function: RNA polymerase II cis-regulatory region sequence-specific DNA binding; DNA-binding transcription activator activity, RNA polymerase II-specific. The transcript is spliced from 16 exons. The coding region runs from base 310 to 2118 and encodes 602 amino acids.